Molecule: messenger RNA, 2500 nt
Organism: Solea solea (common sole)
Lineage: Eukaryota; Metazoa; Chordata; Actinopteri; Pleuronectiformes; Soleidae
Gene: mul1
Product: mitochondrial E3 ubiquitin protein ligase 1b
Exons: 5
Coding region: 149-1207 (352 amino acids)
Biological process (GO): organelle organization; protein ubiquitination
Cellular component (GO): mitochondrion
Molecular function (GO): ubiquitin-protein transferase activity
Source: RefSeq, a predicted model, not a curated record
CGGAGGAGUAUUGCGCUUGAACAGUGUCAGUCUGUCACUGGUGUUGUAUUUGUGUCUGUUGUGAUCCUCGUCCGCUGUUGUUGACAGACCGACGGACACACACUGGUGUGUUUGUGUGUGUAAGCACAGCUCUGCUGUGGAUGUCAGGAUGGACUCCAGUGGAAAACCCUCAACUGCACAGAUUGUGGUGUUAGCCACCAGCUCAGCUCUGACUGCCCUUUUCUACUCCAUGUACAAAAGCAGAGCCACGACAGUUGCUAGAUUAAAGGAAGCCAAGAAAGUGGCCAUUGACCACAAUUUGAAAAAUUUCCUGUCUGAAACCCCUGGACGAUGUGUCCCAUAUGCUGUCAUAGAAGGCGUGGUGAGAAAUGUAAAGGAAACUCUCAGCAGUCAGUUUGUUGAUAACUGCAAAGGUGUCAUCGAAAGACUGACACUGAAGGAGGAAAAGAUGGUGUGGAACCGCACCACUCAUCUCUGGAACAGCACAGAGAAAGUCAUUCACCAGCGCACCAACACCGUUCCAUUUGCCCUCGGGUCUCAUGACGAUGAUGUUGCUACCACAGUCCGGGUUAUACGCCCUCUGGAUGCUGCAGACUUGGACUUGGAGACCACGUACGAGAACUUCCACCCCACGGUCCAGUCCCUGUCCUCUGUUAUUGGCCACUUCAUCAGUGGAGAACGACCCAAGGGCAUCCAUGAAACUGAGGAGAUGCUGCGGCUGGGAGACAGUGUCACGGGAGUGGGAGAGCUGGUCCUAGAUAACAACCUCAUCAAGCUCCAACCUCCCAAGCAGGGUCUGUGUUACUUCCUUACCCGCCUGGACUAUGAGUCUCUGCUGAAGAAGCAGGGACAAAGUGUCAGACUGUGGAGGAUUUUGGCUCUUCUCUCAGGCUUCGCUGCCUGUUCCACGCUCAUUUUCAUCCUGUGGAAGAAACUUGUGCACCACAGACAGAGUAAGAAGGAGCGAAGAAUCCUCGAGGAGUUCAAGGAGCAGCAGAAGAAACGGAAGCGUGAACUUAACAUAGAGGAGAGCAGCGUGUCACCCACCAGCUGUGCUGUUUGUCUGAGCCGCGAGCGCUCCUGUGUGUUCCUGGAGUGUGGCCACGUGUGUGCCUGUGCUCCGUGCUACGAUGCCCUGCCACAGCCAAAGAAAUGCCCCAUCUGCAGGGCAACUAUAGACAGAGCGGUGCCUCUUUACAAUAGUUAACAUGGACUCACAUGACAUCGGAAUCCAGUCCAGUGUUUCAUCGCCGUGGUAACAGUGGAAAUAUUUCAUUAAAAAGCUGAAACAUCAGGCUUGUUGAGCUUAAUCAUGGUGCGGUUUGUUUCUUUUGUGUUUGUAUUUAGCCCAUGGUCCAACAUUCAAAUCAGAUUUGGAGACUGUUAUUCACCUUGAUAGUAAAUACGGAAUCCCUUUCUCUCAUUUUAAUAGAAAUUAAAUAGUAAAUUAAUUAUUUACAAGGCAUAAAUGUCAAAUUAAAUUAAACUUCCUUCAACUUGAAAUUUCUCACUUCUUUUGCUUCUAUAGAAGAUAUUAUUACACAAAGGUGUUGCUCAAUAACAGUAAUGAAAUCAAUAAUACCUUGAAUUUAACUUCACAGAGAAGUGGUUCAGCUGUAGUUCAUACAUGUGGGAGCAUUAACAGAACUUGGUUGAAGUUCUAAGGCUUUUUAUGAGACAGGCAGUGCAUGAGAGGCAGAAGUACUUAGGUGCACUUUCACAAGAUUAAUUUGAAAAGUUAUUACAGGAUUGAUUGGAGAGGAAAAGAUGAAGAUGGAAAAAAAUGUUGUGAUUUAAAUAAAUCUCUUGUGAUAUUCUCUGUUUCUGUUUUUGAUAAAUGGGGAAAUAGGAGAGACAUUUUUUCUCUCCUCCUCACACAGGGAAAGUUAUACUUUGGUGAAAGUGCUGACACAUGGCCUCAGUCAGACACAGGAAAUCUGUUUGGCAAGCACUUUUCCAUCAUUUAUCACUUUCACAGGAUAUGGUGUAUGAAUUUUACCUCAAAACCUUAUAAUUCUUUUAUUAUGUGUUUAUGUUUUAUUCUUCUUUUACUGCUUUUACUGUUUCAUGCAGGUCUGUUUUAGGUACAGGUUUCUGUCUUUAAUUGCUUGUGCUUAAUUGUCUGUCACGAGUCGUGACAGAAAAACGUCUUUGUUGUGGCAGCGUCAAACGGUGCAAACUCCAAUAUAUCUAUUUCUGAAAAUAAUCAAAUAUACAGCAUAAUAAAAACAAAUGAACACAAAAGUCCCUCACUAUUAAGCGGCAAUGGUGCUUCAUUUUAAUAGCUUGUUUGUUAAAGAUGUUUGUGGCAGUGAGAACAAAAGAACUGGAGUUAAUGAUUUUCUCUUUUCACAUUUGAACAUUUCUGAGCAUGACUUUCAGGUGAGGUGAGGUGAGGCCGGUCUAAUUGUAUGAGCCUUGUUUGUGGAUUAUGGGGAAAGCUGACCCACUCCUGUGGUGUUAUUGCUUUUGUCUGAUAAUAAAAACAGUAUCACAUUCA